AUGGAUGCACUUGCAGAUAAAGUGGGUAAUUUGGAUAUUCUACCAAAGAAGGGAGUGGAUCUUGACCAAUCUCCGGAAUUUCCUCUAGUAUACAAGGAUACCUUUGUUGUUAGAUCCAGUGAAGAAGGGUUUAAAACAGAAUACGAUGUAAUAGUAAUAAGAUUCUCCGAUUCAUGGCAACUUUUCCUGACUCAUGACCAGAAUAUCUCAACAUGGCUAUGUACUCAUAAUAAUCCCUCAAAUGUAGAUGUAUCGUCCGUCAGUGUUCUAUUAGGGGAUAGGACUCAAGAAUACUACCAAGUUUAUGGUAGAAAUUUCAUUAAAAUCCUAGUGAAGUGUUUGGAAAAUUCCGGAAAGAUCGAAAAAUACUCUCCACAAAGAAUAACUCUGAUUGCGGCUCUGAAUCUAAAGGUAAAUAAUCCUCUAGUUAACAAAAUGCCCAGGAUAAAAGUCCAGAAACUUUCAAGCAAAUCAUGGAAAAAGUAA
Theileria equi strain WA is the source of this 486-nucleotide messenger RNA. RefSeq lists its product as hypothetical. The record is from RefSeq and is a predicted model, not a curated record. The transcript has 5 exons. NCBI's taxonomy places the organism in Eukaryota, Apicomplexa, Aconoidasida, Piroplasmida, Theileriidae. The coding region runs from base 1 to 486 and encodes 161 amino acids.